GCUCUCUAUAAAAUAAAUAAAUGAACCAGUUAUGAGAACAGCCCUAUUUGUAUUGUGCAGUCAGUAUAACUAGUCUCUUAGUGAAUGAGAAGAUUGUAACUAUCUGCCCAGCUAACUCUACACAGUGCACUAUGGCAGUAAGUAGCGCUACUUAGCCAUGUUCAGAGCAGUCUCGGAGCAGGAGCUGUCUCCUUCUGCCAGCCCCGUGCAGUCCCCUCUCUAGUGCAACCCCACUCUUGACGCAGUCAUUCCCUCUAUCUCCGGUAGAGUAACCCGUCAUUCCGGUGGAUCUCUCUUUCUCUCUGAGAUCUCCUUGCUCUAUCCGGCAGUCACUUCGUCUCCGCUUUCCCUGGUGGGAGUCCCUUAAUCCGAGGUCUCUCCGGUGGGAGCUUCUCUGUCUCCGGUCCCUCUGAUGUCUGGGAAGGAUGCGGGCUGUGCUAGAGGAGCUCGGGAUCCGGGUGCUGCUGUUCGGGGUUUUUGUAUUCACUGAAUUCCUGGAUCCUUUUGAACGUGUUAUCCAACCAGAAGAGAUAUGGCUUUAUAAAAACCCACUGGUACAGUCAGACAAUAUACCCACGCGGAUGAUGUUUGCUAUUUCAUUUCUGACACCCCUUGCCGUGAUUUUUGUGGUGAAAAUAAUUCAGCGCACAAACAGAACAGAGGUUAAAGAAGCCUGUCUGGCUGUGUCCUUGGCAUUGGCUCUGAAUGGAGUGUGCACCAACACCAUCAAACUUAUAGUGGGAAGACCUCGUCCUGAUUUCUUUUACCGCUGCUUUCCUGACGGGGUUUCGAAUGAGGAGAUGCAUUGCACUGGAGAUGCUAGCCUGGUGUCAGAAGGCAGGAAGAGUUUCCCCAGCAUCCAUGCUUCCUUUGCCUUCUCAGGCCUGGGUUUCACAUCCUUCUACUUAGCGGGGAAGCUGCACUGCUUUACUGAGAUUGGACAAGGGAAGAGCUGGCGACUCUGUGCUGCGAUCCUUCCUCUGUACUGCGCAAUGAUGAUUGCUCUCUCCCGAAUGUGUGAUUAUAAACAUCACUGGCAAGAUGCCUUUGUCGGUGGUGUAAUUGGUCUGAUUUUAGCCUAUGUUUGCUAUCGGCAACACUACCCCUCACUCAUGCAUUCCUCUUGCCACCGUCCUUCAGUUUGCCUCCGUCAGGUCAACACACAGAAGAAAGAAGAGCCACCAGCCACAGAAAACACUGAAGGAUUGAUGCAAGAAGGCAUGACGGAGGGACCUGUAUGACCAGCAGUGGAUAUUAUCUGACUUGUAGCUUCAUCCGAAUUCAUUUAAGGGGGUUCCUGCACUAUGUGUAUGAAGCCACGCACAUUCUGUCUUUGUAACCAGGAGUACUGCAAUGAACUCAUUGACAGCUUCAACUCCGUGUGUUGUCCAGAGAGGAUAAACUCAAAUACUGACAUCGUGACUGCACUCAUUGAGUAGCAAAAUUCAUAUCACGCCUUCUCUCAGUGGAGUGUUUAUCUUCAUUUUCUUUCUUGGCAUGUUUUUUCCUACAGAUAUAUUUUUAAUGUUUACAAUUCAGGACUGUGAUAUUUUUUCAUCUCAUCACCCACAAUCUUGACUUUUUCUUAGUGAUGUCAUAAUGACACCAAUUAACCAACACAUCCACAUUGGUGGAAUGUUUGCAUCUUCCAUUAAGUCACAGUGCAGGAAUCGUUGCACCAACCAGUGUGAUACAUGUAUAUAGUAAAGGUCUUCAGAACUUUUACUUUCUUAAAACCCUGCUGGACCACAUUUAUAUUUUCAUACAUUCUCUGAGAGGUGCAAAUGACAUCAUGUUACUAACUGUAUACCACAGAUCGCUCCCUAUAUUUGGGGAGGGAGCACUGAUUUUUCCACGUCUCGAUGCCCAGCAGUUCUAGCUCCAUGUGUCUAUCCGUGGAACGUUAUAAUUUGACCUGCGUGACUGUUGAGCACUGAGCAGGAGAUACUGUAAUGUGCUUUGUGAAAAAAUGGCAUGCAUGUAGUAUGUUUUAUGUGAUCAGUGAUGUAGGUUUCUUUGAUAAAUGUACUGCUUUCCGCUGUCAGAAAAAUGGAUUUAAUGUCUCAUUACUCACUGAAUAUUCAUCUCACAUCUUGCGAGUGCGGAAAACUGAGUGUAUUGUUAUUAGGAAAACUGUUAGUGGCUUCUCUGACAUCCAGAAAUCUUUCCUUGCUUACAGCUGCAUGAUGCGAGCAACAUAUUUCAAGAUUCUAUUGCUGUGUUAAGUUGUCCUGUUGUCGUUUGUUCUUUUCAGAAUGCAGAAAAUGGCCACUAGGUUCUUACAAGUGGAUCUGUCAUCUCACAAGGAUCAUUAUCAGAUUUCUACAAAUAUUCCUUCCCAUUAAUUUCUUAUUACCCCUUGGUUUACAUUUUUGUAUCCUGGCAGCUUUAGAAAUGGGAGACAGAGCAAAAUGUAUAUUGGCUACGGACAGGUGAGCAAUUAAUGACUCAAGGUUUUUCACAUAAGGUAAAGCUGCGAUGAAGCCAAAUGACCUAUAACUAUAAACUCCAUUAUCAAAGCUCUCUCUCUCUCUCUGAAUAUAUAUAUAUAUAUAUCAAAAUAUUAGUAACAACUUUGUCAUGUUUCCCAAUAUACAACAUUGUGGUACAUGUAAGAGCCUAUUCUGGUAUUUGAUGGUAUAUAUAGAAUAUGCAUACUCUGAGCAUCUCCUCUUUAACCUUGUUGUAUUCGAGUUUUAA
Molecule: messenger RNA, 2700 nt
Organism: Pelobates fuscus (common spadefoot toad)
Lineage: Eukaryota; Metazoa; Chordata; Amphibia; Anura; Pelobatidae
Gene: PLPP4
Product: phospholipid phosphatase 4
Exons: 7
Coding region: 426-1241 (271 amino acids)
Biological process (GO): phospholipid metabolic process; phospholipid dephosphorylation
Molecular function (GO): phosphatidate phosphatase activity
Source: RefSeq, a predicted model, not a curated record